Molecule: messenger RNA, 2247 nt
Organism: Dermatophagoides pteronyssinus (European house dust mite)
Lineage: Eukaryota; Metazoa; Arthropoda; Arachnida; Sarcoptiformes; Pyroglyphidae
Product: long-chain fatty acid transport protein 4-like
Biological process (GO): long-chain fatty acid import into cell; long-chain fatty acid metabolic process
Cellular component (GO): endoplasmic reticulum membrane; plasma membrane
Molecular function (GO): long-chain fatty acid transmembrane transporter activity; long-chain fatty acid-CoA ligase activity
Source: RefSeq, a predicted model, not a curated record
AUCAAUCAAUCAUCGAUUCUAGUAACAAAACUUCAGUGGUAAAAAAUGUCAAUCAAAAUGGCUGAUUCGAUACGUAAAUGGAUGAAAUUAUUCUAUGUUAUGUUGACACGUGAUAUUCGGUCAAUAAUAUUAUUAGUAACAUUUCAGAUAAAAAUGUUUUGGUAUAAGCAAAAAAAUAUUGUUAUGUUACAUUUUUUUGAUGAAAAUGUACGGAAAUUUCCCGAAAAACCGGCAAUAUUCUAUAAAGAUGAACAAUAUACAUUUGAAAAUGUUUCGGAUUUAGCUAAUCGUAUUUCAAAUUGGAUUGAAUCAUCACUGAAACUUGGUCAUGAUGAUCAAUGGGAAUUAUUACAUAAAGUUUCGGUUAUUAGUAAUGAUGAACAACAACAGCAACAACAAGUUAAUAAUAACGGAAAAGAAAAUAUUAUACAAACAAAAAUCUAUCAACAAUUUAAUGAUAAUUUACAAACAACACAAAUCGGACUAAUGUUGGGUAAUAUACCGGAAUUGGCAAGUUUUUUAAUCGGUAUUGCACGUGUACGAUGUUCGGCAAUAAUGUUCAAUACAAAUCAUCGUCGUGAUACAUUGAUCAAUGCAUUCCAAGCAACCAAAUGUCAAAUAUUUAUAUUUGAAAGAAAAUAUUUACAAGCAAUUAAAGAUGUAGCCGAGAAUUUACCUGAUAUAAAAUUUUUUCUUUAUGAUCGUGAUUUAAUUAAACAACCGCAGCGACAACAAUCGAUUGAUAAAAAUUUACUUCAAAUUGACUUCAACUAUGAUGGUAUGACACGUAUGGAUCUCAUCAAUGUUUCGGUGGAUAAUGAUAAUGAAAAUGAAAAACAUUUACAAUUUUCAAAACUACUGCAAACAUAUCCAACAACAAGUGUAUUGAAAAAAUACCCAUAUAAAUUUACAGAUAAAAUGAUUUAUAUAUUUACAUCUGGUACAACUGGUGGUAAUAUAAAAGCAUCACCAGCAGAUAAUGUUAGACAAAUUGCAUCAUAUUUUUCACAAUGUCGUGCAUUUGAUCUAAAUUCAAAUGAUAAUAUCUAUAUUUGUUUACCUUGUUAUCAUUCAUUUGCCGGUAUUACUGGUCUUGGUUAUAUGUUUAUUGGUGGUAUAACAAUUACAUUGGCGGAUAAAUUUUCAGCAACAAAAUUCUGGAAAGAUUGCUGUCAAUAUCAAUGUACGGCAGCCAUUUAUAUUGGUGAAACAUGUCGAUAUUUAUUAGCACAACCAUAUCGUCAGGAAGAAACACAACAUUCAUUACGUAUUAUGAUGGGACCUGGUAUGAAACGUGAAAUUUGGCGCGAAUUUCAAACAAGAUUUCAUAUUCGGCGUAUUGGAGAAUAUUAUGGAUCUACCGAAGGAAAUGUUCAAACAUUCAACAUGACUAAUGUUGAAGGAUCAUGCGGAUUUAUCCCCUAUUAUUAUGGAAUUUUAUGUAGACUUUUAUUUCAUGUUUAUCUAAUUAAAGUUGAUCCUGAAACAAUGGAAUUGGAACGUUGUCGUCGUAAUGGUUUGUGUAAAUUUGCUAAACCCGGUGAAACUGGUAUGUUAGUUGGCCAAAUAAGACCUGGACAUUCAUUUUCCGAAUUUCUUGGCUAUACAUCAACAAAAGAAUCAACAAAAAAAAUUAUACGUAAUGUUCGUACAAAAGGAGAUUUUGCAUUUGUUUCUGGUGAUCUUAUGGAAAUGGAUUUUUAUGGUAAUCUUUAUUUUAAAGAUCGAACCGGUGAUACAUUUCGUUGGAAAGGUGAAAAUGUUUCAACAACCGAAAUUGAAGAUAUUAUUUCACAAUUUACUAAACAUCAAGAUUGUGUUGUUUAUGGUGUUACGGUACCUGGUUAUGAUGGUCGUGCCGGUAUGUUAGCCACUAAUGAUCGUCAAUUAAAUUUGGAUAGAUUUUAUCAAUUUAUGUAUGAACGCGUACCGGAUUAUGCUAUACCAAAAUUCAUACGUAUUACAGAUGAUAUACAAAUGACAUCUACAUUAAAAUUUAUUAAAUAUCCAUUACGUAAAGUUGGUUUUGAUUUGAAACAAACAAAACCAAUGGAUCAACUUUAUUAUUGGAAUUGUCAACAAUCCAAAUAUCUUCCAAUUGAUAGUGAAACAUAUGAUAAAAUACUGAAUGGACAGAUAAAAAUUUCAUAAAAAGAAAAAAUUCAAAAAUUUUCAAAAAAUUUCAAAAAAAAAUCCCUAGUUAAUACCGAUAGACACAAAUAGAUGGCGUAACCUGUUCUACAAAAA